AGUUCCACUGAGAGAGAGGACAUCUGCAGGAGGGAGUACUGGGAAUACUACGUCUUCAACCAGCUGCUGGAUCCACAAACCGAGCCAGAGUUUUAGGUCUCAGGGACCAGGGAGUGGCGGUCUGCCUGCCGGGUUUCCUGGUUCACUCGGAGACUCAAUGGCUUCCAGAUUAGAGAAAGAUCUCUGCUGUUCGAUCUGCCACGAAGUCUUUAAAGAUCCAGUUCUUCUGUCAUGCACCCACAGCUUCUGUAAAGACUGUCUGCAGAGGUGGUGGAGACGGAAAAAACCACGUAAGUGUCCACUUUGUAAUACAAGUUCAAAGACAAAUCCGCCUUUAAACCGUGUGUUAAAGAACCUGUGUGAGACUUUCUUAGAGGAGAGAGAUCAGAGACCUUCAGAGGGUCUCUGCAGUCUGCACUCGGAGAAACUCCAACUCUUCUGUCUGGACCAUCAGCAGCCGGUGUGUCUGGUCUGCAGAGACUCCGAGACACACUCCAACCACCGGUUCAGACCCGUCGAUGAAGCUGCACGACAACCCAGGAAGGAGGUCCAGGACAAUCUGGAGCCCUUAAAGAAGAAGUUAGAGAGAUUUGAACAAUCUAAAAUGGAAUUUGAUAAAAGGGCAAAACACCUGAAGGUCCAGGCCCGACGCACAGAGACCAAGAUUAGGGCCCAGUUUAAGAAGCUUCGCCAGUUUCUAGAAGAGGAAGAGGAGGCCCGGUUGGCUGCACUGAGGGAGGAAGAGGAGCAGAAGAGUCAGAGGAUGAAGGAGGAGAUGGAGGCUCUGAGCAGAGACAUAGCAGCUCUUUCAGACUCAGUCCGAGCCACAGAGGAGCAGCUGAGAGCUGAAGACAUCUCGGUCCUGAUCCACUACCAGGCUGCAGUGGCAAGAGUCCAGCAGCUCCUCCUGCUGGCUGGUCCACAGCUGCUCUCAAGAGCUCUGAUAAACGAGGCCCAACACCUGGGCAACCUGGGCUUCAACAUCUGGACCAAGAUGAAGGACCUGGUCUCCUACACUCCUGUGAUUCUGGACCCAAACACUGCUGAUGAACACUUCCUCCUGUCUGAGGAUCUGACCAGCGUGAGACUCGGAGUAAGUCAGGACCUUCCUCUUAAUGAAGAGAGGAUUGAUGACAUCAACACUGUCCUGGGCUCUGAGGGCUUUGACUCUGGGACUCACAGCUGGGAUGUUGAGGUUGGAGACAAUAAAAACUGGUCUCUGGGUGUGUUAUCAGAGUCUGGCCACAAGACGGGAGACAUACACUCUGGACUAUGGAGAAUAUGGUUCUGUUUAGAUGAAUACUCAGCGUGGUCACCACUAGAUCCCAGAAAGGAGCUCCCAGACCAGAAGAAGCUCCGGAGGAUCAGAGUGACUCUGGACUGGAACAGAGGAAAACUGUCCUUCUCUGAUCCUGAUACUAACACACUCAUACACACCUUCACACACACUUUCACUGAGAAGAUGUUUCCAUAUAUAAGAACUGAGGACGAACCCCUGAGAAUCUUACCUGUGAAGGUCUCGGUGACGGUAGGACCAGAGAAACAGAGGGUCCUGGUGGUGGUGGUGCUGAUGGUGGUGCUGAUGCUGAUGCUGAUGUUCUACUUAUUAUAUUAUUUAGUAUAUUAG
Molecule: messenger RNA, 1627 nt
Organism: Etheostoma cragini (Arkansas darter)
Lineage: Eukaryota; Metazoa; Chordata; Actinopteri; Perciformes; Percidae
Product: nuclear factor 7, brain-like
Exons: 1
Coding region: 158-1627 (489 amino acids)
Molecular function (GO): protein binding; zinc ion binding
Source: RefSeq, a predicted model, not a curated record